GCAGUCAGCCUCCUCUCAAACAGCGACGUGACAGAUCGUGUUGUGGUCCUGUGGGGAUCCACUGAAUCCACCGUGUGCUCAUUGCCCCCAGUGGGUGUCUUUGUCCCGUUUUACUGGUCUCAUGACACCACGCAGGAGAGGGCAAAACACACACACACACAGUCAGACCGUCUCUUACAAUAAUUGUUUUUUUUCUUUUCUUUUGACCAUCAGUCCAUGAAUAUCAGCACGUGGCCCCCACGUCACGUGAAUACCAGCACCUUGGACAGCAGCCUCAGCCAGCCUGCCUGCCUAUGGACGGAGCUCAGCUCUUCUCAGGCGCACGGAGGGAGGAUGUUUUCACCGGACAGCGGCGGCGUGGAACCGCACACACGGAGAAGUUCAGGUGUUUGACCCGACGCGCCUGAACACCGGCUGAAAUCAAGUUUUAACAUCCCGGAGAUCCUCGACUCGAGCCUGCCAUGUGAACGGCUAUUUUAUUGUCCCACUGAUUCACGCAGGGCCUUGGUUUCAUUUGAUGAAGGUAUGAUGAUGAUGAUGAUGAUUUGCAGUUGUUUUUGACAACCCGGAAGGGCCGGCUGCAUUCUGCCGUCGGCUCAUUUCGUGGCUGUGCAGGAAUCCACAUCUGUCACCCCCGUCUUGAUGUGUGGUGCAGAGAUGGUUGGGGAAAAGCAGACAACCCGCAUUGCAAGUGAAAUGGGUUGUUUGUUUAUUUAUUGUUCAUCUUUUUGUUUUUGGCAUCCAUCUCCAGCAUGCAAAGCUGCCGGAUUGUAACUCUGAAACCGGGUCGUCGGACUUGCUUUAAGGGGUGAAAGUGUGGGACGAAACAGGCUCGAUUUUCAGGUCAAAAAAAAAAAAAAAAACCAAGACCAGCAGCUCGGAAGAGGAAGCUGGAGAUUUGGAUGGUGAUUUGGUGGCUCGCGACAAAGCGAAGUGUGCACGCUUGUUACCUCGUGUGAUUUCACCUCCCCCGCAGGGACUGAGGAGCUCUGAUAUAAAUCGGCUUCAACUUAGUUGUUAAUAGGAUUUAAUAUCCCCCCACCACCUCUGGCACCCUCGCUGCCUUUUCAGGCUGCAGAAGACUAAGACACCCGGAAUUUUGUUGGACAGCUCCUGUUCACCGUGAGCACCAACAGGACCCGUCUGAACCGCGGGAUGUUCACAAACAAACCGGGCAGAAAAUGUCGCUAUGAGGGGAUGCUGCUGGACCCUUCGGACUUUAACGUCGGUGCCUCUCAGUUCGUGGCUUUCAGCCUCCAUUGAAUCCCUACACAAAACGCCUCCAUCCAUGAAAAAUAAUCCCUCCCCAUUGGCUGGAUUGCGGUGCACAUGCUAUAACAACAGGAUAUGCAAAGAGCUAUGGGCUGAUCUAAUAGCCUAUCAUGUUUUCCGCACGCUUUUUUGACCGAGAUCUGUUUUUUUAUUUUAUUAAAUAGGAUGUGAACUGUACACUUGAAUCAAAUGUUUCAGCUUAAUAAUAACAAUAAUAAGCUGAGGACUGUUUUAUUUCGCAAAGCAGUGGUGUCUGUGUAAAGCUGUUGAAGAAUGUUUAAGUAUCGGAUCCGGAUGUUUUUCAAUGAACUCAAAGUGUUGCUACUGAUGCGUUCUGGAUCAAGCAGGAGGACUGACACAGGCACAGACCCGGACACUCGGACCAGGAUGCGAGGGCUCGCCAUUGGAGGCUGUGGUUGGCCGCCGUUGAACUGCUCUCAAAGGGACGAUGAGGAGGAAUAUUACGGCUCUGACCCCCGGCCACGCAGCCUGGCUUUUGAAGGUAAUGAGGACGAGACCAAACCCAAGGGAGGAGGCCUGGACGCCGCUUCCCUCCCGAGUCUCUCAGAGAGCGGGAUGCGAUCACCGCAGUGCCGGAUCUGCUUCCAGGGGCCGGAGAAGGGGGAGUUGUUGAGCCCUUGUCGCUGUGACGGCUCUGUGCGCUGUACCCACCAGUCCUGCCUUAUCCGCUGGAUCAGUGAGAGGGGCUCCUGGAGCUGUGAGCUCUGCUACUUCAAGUACCAAGUCCUGGCCAUCAGCACCAAAAACCCACUGCAGUGGCAGGCCAUCUCUUUGACUGUGAUCGAGAGGGUGCAGAUUGCAGCCAUCAUCCUGGGAUCUCUGUUCCUCAUAGCCAGUAUCUCCUGGUUGGUGUGGUCCUCUCUCAGCCCCUCAGCCAAAUGGCAGCGGCAGGACCUUCUCUUCCAGAUAUGCUACGGCAUGUAUGGCUUCAUGGACAUAGUUUGUAUAGGACUUAUAAUCCACGAAGGAUCAUCUGUGUACCGGAUCUUUAAGCGCUGGCAGGCGGUGAACCAGCAGUGGAAAGUGCUGAAUUAUGAGAAAGCGAAGGACUUGGACGACCCCAUCAGCUCCAACAGUAAAGGUCGUACUGAGAGGAACUCUGCUCACACUGUUACAGACAGCAGGCGGAGGGCGGGUCGACAUGUCAGGACUAUUCUCAGCCACCACUGCCGCUACACUAUUUUGCACAUCCUCAGCCAGUUAAGACCCAACAACCUUCACCGUGCCAACCAGGAGGUGGUCAUGAGGGUGACCACUGUAUGAGGCUGGGUUAUACAGACAUAAAAUGCUCCCAUGAUUAAGGAGUGACUGGGAUUAAUAAUAACAAUAAUAAAAAAGAAAUCCUAAUUUGUCACAUUAUCACUGCCGUUAACUUCUAGUCUUGUAUUUUUCUUGCAGAUUCUCCUUUGGGUCAGAGUGGACAAUAGAAAUAUUUCUCAGAUUUUGGCAAAGGGAGCACAUUGCAGUUUUAUGAGUCUUUAAGGACUCAGACAUUGAAAAUAAGACAAAUAAGAAAAAUGUACACCAGUACAUUUUGAAAAACAAAAAGCUUUGAUUUUUAAAGCUCUUGACCAUUUUCUAGCACCUUGACUACUGUUAUGAAAUGUCAUUGAACUGUUACAGGUUUGCUUUCUAAAGAAAAAAUAAAAAUAAUGUUAAUAUGUUUGAAUUGGAUUUUGAAUAGAGAGCACGAUGGUGAAAAUCACUGUAAUCCUACUUAUCUAAUGACCUCACCCCCUCACUAAUUUAUUCAACAUACCCCUGAGGGUCCACUACAGUCUGGUAGAUUUUCACUUGAAGCAGCAGCAUGGAUGAAUCAGACAUUAAGAUGCCCAAUAAAACUUUGAUACAUGACACAAUUGCUUAAAAUAUACCCUUAAAGUACGAUUCACAUCUUGUAAUAAAGACUUUGUGGAUCUCAGAGGAAAA
Scatophagus argus is the source of this 3222-nucleotide messenger RNA. RefSeq names its product E3 ubiquitin-protein ligase MARCHF9-like. Gene Ontology annotation, biological process: protein ubiquitination. Lineage: Eukaryota; Metazoa; Chordata; Actinopteri; Scatophagidae. The record is from RefSeq and is a predicted model, not a curated record. Gene Ontology annotation, molecular function: zinc ion binding; ubiquitin-protein transferase activity. The transcript is spliced from 4 exons. The coding region runs from base 1546 to 2556 and encodes 336 amino acids.